AUGGAACACGGCGAAACGACGGAGGAGGUGGUUGUCGUUCCGGUAUCGAAAUACGGCGGCGACGGUGACGGCGAUGGAGAGGAGCAAAUGUUUCCGCAUUCCUUGCGGCACUGCGAUUCGGACGAGGAAUCUCCUCACGAAUCGUUGCGUAACACGAAAUUUUCAAUAGAGAACAUCGUCGCCGAGAUUCUGGCUCAGAAGAAUCAGGCCAAACCCAAGCCGCUCCUCACUCUCCGACUCAGAGAGCUCCUCACUCAAACGUUCCUCCACUUCGUCACGCUUCGCCAGGCCAAUCGUUCGAUCCUGCUGGAGGAAGAGCGUGCGAGAAUGGAAACGGAGUGUGCGAAGGCGCCUCUUGAACUCACCGCGCAGCAGCUUCAGAACCUGAUGUACGAGAAGAGUCAUUACGUAAAGGCGAUAAAGGCGUGUAACGAUUUCAAGUCCAAGUAUGCUGAUAUUGACGUAGUGUCGGAGAGCGAGUUUUUUCGUGACGCGCCGCAGGAUAUGAAGGACUCCGUUUUGUGCAAUCAUAGUGAACAUAAUCUCGUGCUUAAGAGACUCAAUUUUGAGUUGUUUCAGCGCAAAGAGCUUUGCAAGCUUCACGACAAAAUGGAACAGAAAAAGAAAACCCUUAUGGAGACAAUUGCAAACCGAAAGAAGUUCUUAUCUAGCCUCCCUUCACAUCUCAAGUCUCUUAAGAAAGCAUCCUUGCCAGUGCAAAAUCAACUAGGAGUUCAGCAUACUAAGAAACUAAAGCGGCAUCAUUCAGCAGAGUUGCUUCCACAACCUCUUUAUGUGAUUUACUCACAGCUGUUGGCUCAAAAGGAGGUGUUUGGAGAAUCUAUUGACGUGGAGAUUGUCGGAAGUGUCAAAGAUGCUCAAUCUUUUGCCCACCAUCAGGUUCACAAGGACACUGGCAUUUCCACCGUUGUAGAGAGUCCCAAAUUGGAAAAUGAUGAACAUGAUGAAGAUGAUCAGAGACCGAGUAAAAGGCCAAAGAGGUUUCAAGGCAAGGAAAGUCUUGAACAGGCAGGAAUAUUUCAAGUUCACCCACUUACGCUCAAUCUCCAUGUGUAUGAUGACGAGAUCUGUGAUCUUGAGUCUGCAAAACUCAUUACUCUAAAUUUUGAGUAUUUGAUGCAGUUGAAUAUUAUAUGUGUCGGGAUCAAAGCAUCUAAUGAUGGUCCUGAGAAUGACAUCUUAAGUAACUUAUUCCCUGAUGACACAGGUCUCGAGCUUCCUCACCAGUCAGCAAAGCUCUAUGUUGGGGAUGCUGUAAUGUUCAAUUGCGAUAGAACUUCACGUCCUUAUAAAUGGGCUCAACACCUGGCAGGUAUUGAUUUCUUGCCUGAGGUGGCUCCUUUGCUGCUUGCUAGACAUGAAAUUUCAGACAGUGGUGAGGGAGCCAAAGGUGAGGAUGUCUUAUCGAGUCUUUCACAAUAUCGCCAGCAUAACCUAUUACAGACAGUUCUUCAAAAAAUUCGCUCAAGGAUAAAAGCACGUUUGGUUCUUCAAUAA
Molecule: messenger RNA, 1518 nt
Organism: Sphenostylis stenocarpa
Lineage: Eukaryota; Viridiplantae; Streptophyta; Magnoliopsida; Fabales; Fabaceae
Source: the annotation of a GenBank genome assembly